AUGGAUUGCCUGAUGAAUGUUGGUAAAAAAGUCGCCCUCUCAGACUUCCAGUCGGUCUCUGAUCACUAUACAAGCUCCACUAAUUCGUCAUCAGAUAAAAAGUACAAGAAUUUUGCGAUGCAUCCAUCAGGUUCGGGGGCGACAAGGGUUUCACAGGAAUUGAUCAGUAGGAUGGAAGCUAAAGAGAAGGCAUUGUUGGAAAAGGAAGAGUCAUCCAUUCGUUUGGAGCAAAAGCUUGUUCAGCAGGAGAAAAACCUGCGAGAAAUGGAUAUGAGAAAGGAGGAAAUGGGUUCAAUUUUGAAGGAAUUGUCGGUCAGGGAAGAAAAAUUGAAGGAACUAAAGGAGUUCAUUGCUGGGCUUGUUGAGAAGCUUGGGUCUGUAGAGAAGAAGGUGCACGAAAUGUUGAGGAAAAGGGCUAGAGAUCUUGAUGAGAAAGAGGAGGAAUUGAAGGCACUGGUAGAUCAAAUUUAG
Molecule: messenger RNA, 471 nt
Organism: Oldenlandia corymbosa var. corymbosa
Lineage: Eukaryota; Viridiplantae; Streptophyta; Magnoliopsida; Gentianales; Rubiaceae
Source: the annotation of a GenBank genome assembly